CGGGAGGAAGGUUUAUGGAUUUAAAUGGAUGGGCACUUUUUUUCGCAUGCUGUGAACAACUGUAUAAUAGGCGAUCGGCCCAGAUCCAUGUAAUACUUCCCCCUCUCGUCCACAGCUUGUUUCUCAUCCACUCUUUCCAAGUGUUCGAUACGACCCAGGCAAUUGGUAUAGCGGCGAGAGAAGCUUCUUGCCGGCACGUAAGGCCCUUCCGACCCCUGCCUCCACCCGCCAAAAAAGUGCCCCCAAGAUGCCCAGCAACGUCUCCUUCCUAUCCAAGAAACGGCGCCAGUCCUCUGCCGAGCUCGACACUCCUCCCAAAGUGCGCAAGGAGAAGAAGAACGUAUUCGCCCGCGCUCUGGAUCGUUCAACCAAAAAAUCGCGGCGCGGACCAGAGAACGAGAUCUGUGCGCCCGAAGCGGCUUCAGAAACCUUGUCCACAUCAUCUCCCCUCUUCAUCGACAACUUCUUCUCCACCUCCGCCUACCCCCUCGCACUCCCCCGCCCCCGCGCACCAUACACCCUCCAGCCCGCAUUCGCAUCCGUCGACGACUUUCGCAGACGGCCCAGCACUAGCGCCUCUUUCGUAGACCGCCUCUGGGCAGGCAGUUCCCUCGACCUCGUAGAAGACUUGGACGAGGCUGUUAUUGAGGACGAAGACUCUGAGGACGAGGAAGAGCUCGCACCUCCGCGCGCAGGGUUCAUCAGGAAGGCCAGGCUGAACUGCUCGAGUGUGCUCUCGUUCAAGUUGCGGUUGGGCCGACAGCGAGCAGACGAGGUGAAUUCGGAGAUCUGGUCCCAGCCUAAUCUGUACUCUACCGAAUCCAUCAUGUCCAUCCCACCCCCCAUCCCAGCCCGCUCCCGCUUGCGCGAAGCAGCCCCGCCCAAAUCCACCGUUUCGAGCAACACUACCCCCACCCCAGGGCCGGCGCCUGUCCUUCAGCCAUCACCCACCCUCGCGAGCAACCGUGGAGCCGCUUCUCCCCAGCUCCCACAGAGACAGUCUGUGGCUUUCGACUCUCUGCCCUCCCCCUCACUGUAUUCUUCUCCGAGGAUGUGUUCCCGAGGACUGGGUUCUCCGUCGACACCGAAUUUCAACUCGCCCACUCUCCACUCGUCCCCCCGCUUGGGCGACUCUCCAAGCUACCCCUCGCCAUACGACUCCAAGAGGCGGCAGUCGCGAGUCAUCUCUGGCGGGACCGACCCUCUGAAAGUCCGAGAUGGAGCAGCCAAAAAACCUGCCAGCAGUGGAGUCUACACCCCGCCCUCCUUCCAAGGCCCUUGCGGACCCACAUACACCCCCUCCCCCAGAAACUCCUACACCCGUCCCCGUCCUCUCGACCUCGCCCCCAAAUCGCCCUCCUCCUCUAUCCGCUCCUCCAACUCUUCCCAAUCAGACUCCACCGCCCCCCGCACGCCGUCCACCCCCAAAACACCCAAGACCAAAUUCGGCAAGGUGCUCUCGCGCAACGCCAAGCGGCUGUCUGUGAUGAGCUUGGGCCUGGGGUCGGGGUCGUCAGCAGCGUCAGCGUCGAAGAGGAGUGAAAGCACGUCGAGCUCGAUCAGGGGAGAGAGCAGCCAGGAAGGGUAUUUCCCAAAGCCUACGCCCUCGCUCAACUCUUUAUCCACCGGGUCACACCAGUCCCAACCAUCCUGGGAGAUCCACACCCCCACCUCCGCCACCCACCCAUACUACACGGCCUACCCCUCCACCCUCUCUGGCCCAGGGUCCGGGUCUGGGUCGGGGUACUAUACAGCCGAGCCGCAGGAACUCGGACUCUUCCCGCCCGAACCUGCAUUCUACAACUUUGCCGAGCGGAGGGGGAGCACAGCGUCGGAUGUGGGGUAUAGCUCUGGUUACGGCUCGGGCGCGGGAUAUGGCGGCGAGCGAGGCAGGAGGGCGUCGGGUGUUGGUGUUGGGCAAGGGCCAGCAGUGCCCAGGGGGAAGAGGAAGCCGGUACCGAAGGUGGCGUUGGAGGAUGAGAUGGGAGGUAUGACUAUUGGGGAGGCUGUCUAGAGCCGUGUCUUGUUCUUGUCUUUUGGACUUACUUUUGGGGGAGUUGUGGGAGAGUCGUUGUUGUGGAUUAGUUGUAUCUCUUGUCACGGGCUUUGGUACGCCAUCUUUCUAUUGUCUUCCGGUAUCUCCCAUAUUCUAAUCUCGAGACUUAUCAAAACUUAUACUGUCUCGUCUUGUAUCAAAUCUAGAGAAGGAAUGCUAUAUCUUGUCCCAU
Cryptococcus amylolentus CBS 6039 is the source of this 2228-nucleotide messenger RNA. RefSeq lists its product as hypothetical. NCBI's taxonomy places the organism in Eukaryota, Fungi, Basidiomycota, Tremellomycetes, Tremellales, Cryptococcaceae. The record is from RefSeq and is a predicted model, not a curated record. The transcript has 3 exons. The coding region runs from base 248 to 2014 and encodes 588 amino acids.